This is a messenger RNA of Amphiprion ocellaris (clown anemonefish), 3195 nucleotides long. RefSeq names its product soluble guanylate cyclase 88E-like. The coding region runs from base 207 to 2546 and encodes 779 amino acids. Gene Ontology annotation, cellular component: guanylate cyclase complex, soluble. Gene Ontology annotation, biological process: cGMP biosynthetic process; nitric oxide-cGMP-mediated signaling; response to oxygen levels. NCBI's taxonomy places the organism in Eukaryota, Metazoa, Chordata, Actinopteri, Pomacentridae. Gene Ontology annotation, molecular function: oxygen sensor activity; heme binding; guanylate cyclase activity. The record is from RefSeq and is a predicted model, not a curated record. The transcript is spliced from 19 exons.
CACAUUCACGCUCAAGGGGUUGUGUAAUUAGGGCACCUUUAAAAUGGUUUGCCCUGUUGGCCUUCUGAUGAAACCUUAUUGGCAGGGCUGAAAGCAGGAGAAAGCAAAAAGCACUAUUAAGUGCCUUUGGGAGGACUGUUGGAAGUCAAUCAGCUGGGGAGCCGCGUUGACAGUGCUCAGUUUGAGCUUCAAUCCAGAGAGAAAUAAUGUAUGGGCUGCUGUGUGAGAGUCUUCACGACUUCAUCAAGGAGUCGUACGGAGAUGAUGUGUGGAAGCUUGUCAGAGAGAGAGCAGAUGUCAGAUUGCACUCUUUUGUCACCCACCAGGUGUAUAGUGAGAGCGUGAUUCCCCGGAUUGCAAAGGCAGCCAGCGGAGUGACAGGCACGCCCUACAAUGAGCUCAUGAACUCCUGGGGCGUCUACUUCUUGGGCUUUGUGGGGAAAUAUGGCUAUGACAGGAUCCUUAAGGUGCUUGGCCGACAUGUACGUGACUUCGUCAACGGCCUCGACAACCUCCAUGAAUACCUGCGUUUCAGCUACCCCAAGGUGCAGCCCCCAACCUUCUUCUGCCAGGAGGAGUCUGCUACCGGAGUCACCCUCCACUACAGGAGUAAACGUAAAGGCUACCUGCACUACGCCAUGGGUCAGCUGAGACAGAUGGGGAAGCAGUUCUACGACACUGACAUCCAUGUGGAGGUGCUGUCUGAGCAGAUGGUCGGAGACUACUCCCAUGUCACCAUGAGGCUGAACUUUGACAACUCAGCGUACCGCUACAUCAUGAAGGAGGAUGAGGAGGAGCAGGAGAUUUUGCCCAUAACCUCUGACUUCUUCUUUGAGGUCUUCCCCUUUAAUAUCGUCUUCAGACAGGACAUGGUGGUGCACAACGUGGGCUCGGGCCUUGCUACAGUCUUCCCUGAUCUGGAUGGCAAGAAGAUCAACGAUGCCUUCUUGCUGGCUCGCCCUCUGGUGGAGUUCACCUGGAACAUGAUCAUCUCCCACCCCAACAACCUGUUUGAGAUCAUGUCCAAGGAGCCCGUGAAGAGAGAAAGGAACCUUCACAAUCGAGUCCAGAGUAAGAGCGGAAGCCAUGUAAACACUCGCAGGGAUUCUGACUAUGAAAAUGCAAAUCGCUCUGCUGAUGUAGAUGUGGAGCUCAUGGCUUUCCAGUCCAUCAUUGGAGAUGAUUACAAAGACGGUAACAGCGCUAACGCAAUGGAGAGCUGGGGUGAUGGGAGCCGCUGCCUCAAACUAAAAGGACAAAUGAGAUACAUGCCAGAGUGGGAGUCCAUCAUCUUCCUGGGAACCCCUGUCAUGGAGAGCCUGAGUGCUAUGUUUAAGACCGGCCUGUACAUCAAUGACCUGAGCAUGCAUGACUCCAGCAGAGACCUGGUGCUGGCGGGCACACAGCAGUCAGAGGAGCUGAAGAGAGCUCUCAUACAGGAGCAAAAGAAGUCCAGUAAGCUGGAGGAGAGCAUGAAGAUGUUGGACUACGAGAUGAAGAAGACUGACGACCUCCUGUACAGGAUGAUUCCCAAGCCGGUGGCUAAAAGGCUGCGCAAAGGAGAGCCAGCUGUAAACACUUGUGAGGUGUUCCCAGAUGUGACCAUCCUGUUCAGCGACGUGGUGGGAUUUACUCGCAUUUGCAGCCACAUCACUCCGAUGCAGGUGGUCUCCAUGCUCAACACCAUGUACACGCUGUUUGACACACUCAGUGAGAAGCACCGCGUCUUCAAGGUUGAGACCAUUGGAGAUGCAUACAUGGUGGUUGCAGGAGCUCCAGAGAAGACUAAGUAUCACGCUCAUAACAUCUGUGACAUGGCCUUAGACAUGGUGCGCUCCAUAGAUCACCUCAAAGACCCCUCCAACGGCAACAACAUACAGAUUCGUGUUGGGAUUCACUCUGGGAUGGUCGUGGCAGGUGUGGUAGGACAUAAAAUGCCACGUUAUGGUCUGCAUGGAGACACAGUCCACACAGCCUCUGCCAUGGAGAGCAAUGGAAAGGAGAUGCACAUUCAGCUCAGCAGCGCCACCUACGAGCACCUGAAAGGAAGUCACUUCAUUUUCGAACGAAGGGGUAUCAUUACCAUCAAGGGGAACGUUGAAAUUGAGACCUACUGGCUGAAGGGAAAAAGGGACAAGGAUGGGAAUGCUCAGGCAGCAUGUCCCCAGUUUGAGACCCAGACCAUCAGUAAGGCCAUCAGCAAGGCCACCAUCUCAGGCCCUGAGGCCACAGGGGAUGAGGAGGGACUGGUAAAGGUUUUCCCACUGGUAGCAGGGGAGGAGGAGGAUGACGUCAAAUCUAUUCGAUCUCAUCGAAUCAAGAUGGAGAUUUCAGGCCAUUCUCUGGAGGAAUCGAUAGAAGAGUGUCGGGUGGAGGAGAUGUCGGUUCAUAAGUCCCACUUUAAGGAUGCUUUGCAGGACGAGCUCGAGGACUCUCACCUUGAACUGGACUCACCUGAGUCUGACGGCAGAGACUCCCUCAUGGAGUCUCGUGACAGCUCCUGUGACUCCCGCUGCUCCAAAAGUGCCAUGUGUUCCGUGUCAUGAAUCGUGAGAUGAAUAAUGUUGCUCAAGCUGACGCUGUCUGAGGCUAAUGCCAGUAAUUCUUGUGUAUUACUCUUUCUAAAGUGCUUUUUGUACAGGCCAGAUGGCAGAUAGCAAUGCGGGUUUUAGCUGUUAUUUCAGCUUUUUGAAGCAGUUGUUGUGUUGAUGCCAAGGCAAUUUUAGAUGACAUGUUUGUACACUGACUAGACUCUAAUCCUUGGAAUUCCUAGUGUACCUGUGUGCUGUUAAAUUGUACAUCAGAACCAUCAGUGCUUUUUUUGCUCUCACAAUAAAGAAAUCAGUUUGUGUAAUUUUACACUUCCAACUCCUUUAAAUCUCAAUAAGCUUUUAAGAGUCAGCGGACACUUCUCCAUUUUCUUCCUCACAAGAGACACAUCAAAACAAACUGAAACUUUGCAGUGCACCUAUUGUGUAAUAUGCCUUUGUAUUAAUUAGUGUUCACCGCACUGUUCUGCUGCACUUCAUAGAUUUGACAUUGUGCUCCGUCCUGUGAAUUCCUCUGAGUCUCUCCGUCUCCUCUGUCUUUCAUCUUGCAUGUAUCAGCUUAUUGUUCUCUAUCAGUCAAAUACACAGCCAUGGCGCAAUGAAACUGCUUGUCUGCUCAGUGAAAAUAAAGUGAGACGUCUGCUGA